AUGGACGCGUCGGAGCUGUUUUCCAUUUCCUCGAGGCAGCCUGCGCGAAUGCCUCCAGAUAUCAAAGAACUGCCUCCCAUUACUCGAGGCCGAAGCAGCAACUUCCCUAACCGAGUUGGUAGCCCGUCAAUAAGCCCACAUCAAUCUCGGCGCAAAUCAGCUGGCUGCUCCAUGCGAACAGUGAAGGAGGAGCGACAGCAGGAAGAUGCCAUGCCCAGAGAGGAAGGAAUCACAUGCAGGACCAGCCUGGACUCAGAUAAGGACACAGCCGACGGCCACAGGGAGGAUUCGAGGCAAACUCGUCCAUCUUCAUCCGCUCGGCACCGCACCUGUCGAAACGAUCUACAGGCGCCGCACAGUGGAAGUAGUAGCAGACGCUCAAGCUGCAAUGCGUACGUCCUUACCACCAGUGCCCGAUCGUGUGGCCCGUUGCCCACAUGGGACGAAUUCUUCGAGAGAUGCGAGGAUAUUAGGCCGUCAGACAGCAGUGACACCUUCCGUGUGUAUUCUAGUGGCUCCUCCGGGCCGCUUCUCUUCCUGCUGCACGGAGCCGGGCAUACGGCGUUGAGCUGGGCAUGUUUCACGCGUCUUUUACGGGAUGGGUCGCUGCCACUGCGCGUAUUUGCUUAUGAUGCAAGAGGUCACGGUGCAACUACGUGCGCCGACAGUAAGACUUUGUCCGCCGAAGUCUUAACAGAAGACGGCAUUGCAAUCGUGCAGUACCUUUUCAACCGUAUGGUGAGCGAAGAACUGUCGCCAAGCGACACCCGACAGGACGAAUCGACACAGGAGGACAAGGGGAUGUGUGAAACGGCCGACGGCGACUCCAAAUCACACCGAGACCGAGAUUCACUCCCAUCUGUAAUUCUUGUGGGCCAUAGCAUGGGUGGAGCGAUCGCCACAAGGAUGGCGGCAUCGGGGCGUGUUCCGCAGCUGCAUGGUUUGAUGGUGUUGGAUGUAGUUGAAGCCUUGCCACAAAUGGCCGCUUUCGUCAGUCGGUUUCCCAGCCUAUUCACUAGUUGUAAAGAGGCCGUGAAUUGGAGCAUUUUUGCUGGACUCUUGUGCAACAAGAGUAGCGCUGCAAUUUCAAUUCCUUCGCAGCUAGUGAAGACCACUCGGGGGGCACUCCCCGCUAGCCAUAAAGGUGCAGAGAAGGGGCCGCCUGACGAAGAAGGGAAGUUUCAAGUGCAGAUUGUGAGCGGCUCGGGGCAUGUAAUUGAAGAGGAUCAGCCUGCCGAGCUCUGCCGGGUUGUCCAGACGUUUAUCACCCGUUAUCGACUUCACCUACCUCCGAGUCAGCGCGCAGGAUUGGUGCGGGGCUGA
Molecule: messenger RNA, 1323 nt
Organism: Eimeria maxima
Lineage: Eukaryota; Apicomplexa; Conoidasida; Eucoccidiorida; Eimeriidae
Product: protein phosphatase methylesterase 1, putative
Exons: 8
Coding region: 1-1323 (440 amino acids)
Biological process (GO): protein demethylation
Molecular function (GO): protein methylesterase activity
Source: RefSeq, a predicted model, not a curated record